AUGGCAUUCAGACUCGUUAACUCUACUAUUGGAAUCGCUCCAAGACUAAACCAGACAGUAUUAGGUUUAAAGAGUGGUGCUAACGUUAGAGCAGUGACCGUAUUCCAAAUUGCUAAUUUUCAUGCAAGUCGAGCUGCUGGUCUUCAGACCACAAAAGUUGUCAGAGAUGGUGCAAGCUUUAUAAAAGGCUCGGUGAAUGAUGCAGUAGUUCUUCCGGCAAGGGACAAAUUCUUCGGUUCCUACCACUGGUUUUUUGAACGUUCGCUCUCCAUUAGUCUCAUUCCUCUUACUGCAGCCUCAAUUGUUCAAGGUGCCCAUCCGAUCACUGACCUUCUUCUCGGCGUCGUGCUUCCCAUUCACUGUCACGUUGGAUUCGACGCUAUCAUCACCGAUUAUCUGCCUACUAGAAGGGCGCCCACGUUGCACAAGUUGAGUACUUGGGGCUUAAGAGGGGCAACAUUGCUUGUACUUAUCGGGUGCUAUCAGUUUAACACUAAUGAUGUUGGGAUGACUGAGUUGGUUAAGAGAGUCUGGCAUGCUUAA
Paraglomus occultum is the source of this 543-nucleotide messenger RNA. The record is from the annotation of a GenBank genome assembly. Lineage: Eukaryota; Fungi; Glomeromycota; Glomeromycetes; Paraglomerales; Paraglomeraceae.